Oryza sativa Japonica Group (Japanese rice) is the source of this 1265-nucleotide messenger RNA. Its product is annotated as E3 ubiquitin-protein ligase CHIP. NCBI's taxonomy places the organism in Eukaryota, Viridiplantae, Streptophyta, Magnoliopsida, Poales, Poaceae. Gene Ontology annotation, cellular component: cytoplasm. Gene Ontology annotation, molecular function: ubiquitin protein ligase activity; protein-folding chaperone binding. The record is from RefSeq and is a predicted model, not a curated record. Gene Ontology annotation, biological process: positive regulation of proteolysis; protein polyubiquitination; cellular response to misfolded protein.
UUUCCAUUUGCUUCUCUUUGCCUUCUUCCCAAAAAAAAAAAAUUCCCAUCUCCAAGCUUCUCCAAUUUUCCAAGCCUGCCUCCAAGCGCACGCCACGAUCUUCUAGAAGCGAUUCGCGCGCGCCGCCGCCUCCUCCCCUCCCCUUCCCCGGAGCGAAGCCGCCCCGCCGGGGGGGAUGUCGCCGGCGGCGGACAGCGCGGCGUCGAAGCGGCAGGCGGAGCUGCUCAAGCAGGAGGGCAACGCCUUCUUCAAGAAGGACCGCAUCAGCGCCGCCAUCGACGCCUACACCGGGGCCAUAGCUCUCUGCCCAAAGGUUGCAGUAUAUUGGACCAACCGAGCACUUUGCUACAAGAGGCGGAAUGAGUGGGUUAGGGCUGAGGAAGAUUGUAGAACAGCUAUUCAGCUUGACAGCCACUCUGUUAAGGCACAUUACAUGCUCGGGCUUGCACUUCUCAACAAGGACGAAUUGGCCGAGGGAAUAAAAGAACUAGAGAAGUCGUUGGAGCUUGGAAGGGGUGCACAUCCAGCAAGUUACAUGGUUGAAGAGAUCUGGCAAGAGCUUUCUAAAGCAAAAUACAUAGAAUGGGAAAAUUUAUCAAGCGAACGAGUCCGUCAAUUGCAUAAGCUGAAGGAAGCAUGUAAAGAAGCUCUUAGGAAUUAUAACAGCCUUGACAAUCCUCCUGCAUAUGUCCCCGAGGAACAGCUAAAUGAGCUUGAGGAAGUUUUUCGGAAUGCCAGGAAGUCUGAUAUUCCAACAGAAGUUCCUGAUCAUCUCUGCUGCAAAAUUACUCUUGAUAUUUUCAGAGACCCGGUGAUAACCCCAAGUGGAAUCACGUAUGAGAGGGCGGUGAUUCUUGAUCAUCUUCAUAGGGUGGGGAAGUUUGAUCCUGUGACCCGUGAGACACUUGAACCACACCAACUGGUUCCUAACCUUGCCAUCAAGGAAGCUGUCCAUGCAUUUUUGAGUGAACAUGGUUGGGCUUACAGGAUGAGAUGACUACUUUGAAUUACACCUGGGCUUGGAGCUUUGGAGGCAACAUUUCAGAUUGCAAUAUACAUGUUUCGGUUAGUCAACUUAAAUGUGUCAUUUUGUUUAUCUUUACAUAUUUAUUGGUGGAAAAGGUUUUACCUGGGAUGGCUGUGUACAGAUUCCCCUUCUCUAGCUAUCCCUCCUCUCUACUCUGUUCAUGUGUAAUGCUUGGUAUCAGAUUAUCACUUAUCCACAGUAAAAGAAAAUUAAAGUGGCUGUCAUACUCCUUGUUCUC